Messenger RNA from Stegastes partitus (bicolor damselfish), 2516 nucleotides. It is a transcript of the gene vtna, whose product is annotated as vitronectin a. Lineage: Eukaryota; Metazoa; Chordata; Actinopteri; Pomacentridae. The transcript is spliced from 8 exons. The record is from RefSeq and is a predicted model, not a curated record. Gene Ontology annotation, molecular function: integrin binding; scavenger receptor activity; extracellular matrix binding. Gene Ontology annotation, biological process: cell adhesion mediated by integrin; cell-matrix adhesion; immune response. The coding region runs from base 6 to 1673 and encodes 555 amino acids.
GCAACAUGAAGCUCUGGGUCGUCCUGCUGCUCGCUGUGCUCGCUGACACUUUAGCAGACGAGUCCUGUUUGAGUCGCUGUGAAAAUGGCUUUGACUCUCGGAAGACGUGCCAGUGUGACUCCAUGUGCAAGUAUUACAAAAGCUGCUGCUCUGACUUUGAGGCCACCUGUGGUAUGACGACUCGUGGGGACACAUUUGUGUUUGCAGAGGAUGAUGAUGAUGACGAGCUGCUCGGAGGCCCAACUGCAACCCCUGGGCGUCCAGCACACGACCAGGCUUUUACAGCCGUUGGCCGGCAACUGAGGCCCACGCAGCGUCCCAUCCUGGACUUCAAUCACAGACCACAGCAGCGUCCAGAGACCACACUGGAAAUGACCAAACCCACACAACUGGUUGACACCACAAUCCAGAGAGCCCCUGUUACACAGAUAACACAGGUCGCAGACACAGGUGCCUCAACAAGCAGCGUCUCCGGCACGACUGCAGCUCCACAGGUUGGCAAUGAGACAACUACUCCUGUCCCUGCAUCCACCACUGCUGCCCCCGACCCAGACGCUGAGGUCUGCAGCGGGAGGCCUUUCGACUCCUUCAUGCAGCUUAAAAAUGGAUCCAUUUACGCCUUCAGAGGGGAGUACUUUUUUGAACUGGACCAGAAGACGGUGCUUCCCGGUUAUCCAAAGCUCAUUAAGGAUGUGUGGGGCAUCAGCGGGCCUAUUGAUGCUGCGUUCACCCGCGUCAACUGUCAGGGGAAGACCUACAUCUUUAAGGGAAACAAGUACUGGAGGUUUGACAACGGUGUGCUGGAUGACGACUAUCCUCGAGAUAUCAGCGUUGGCUUUGACAAGAUUCCUGAUCAUGUAGAUGCAGCGUUCGCCCUGCCUGCCCCCGGCCAUAAUAAAAAAGAAAAGGUCUACUUCUUCAAAGCGGACCAGUAUUACACCUAUGAGUUUUUGCACCAGCCAUCCCAUGAGGAGUGUAUCACCAUGUCCGAGAGGUCUCCGUCCACCACUUUCAGGCACUACACUGAUGUCUACUACAACAACUAUGAGCGGUACUUCAGCGAUCUCUUCUCCGAGCAGCCACAGCAUCACGACAGUCACCACUUCAUUGACAAGGACUGGAAGGGCAUCAAGCCUCCACUGGAUGCUGCCAUGGCAGGAAGAAUCUACGUCACCAACUGGAGGUCACGACGCAGAGACCAGCAGUGGGGUCGGCAGCAAGACCAGCAGUACCAGCAGAACGGACGUCAGUGGGGUCAGAGAAGGCGAAACCGCGCAGCCUUCUGGGACUCCAUGGCUGAGCGGGGAAUGAGCAUGGGUCAGAACUUCGCUGAAAGGGGGAUGGAGCUAGGUAUGAGGAUGGCAGAGAAGAGGAUGGAACUGGAGGAGAGGCUUGGGCGAGACUGGGACAGGCGGUGGGAUCAAGACUGGGACCAGGACAGAAGAAGGGAUCGGUACCGCCAGAACAACAGAGGCAACUACGACUCCAGAGAGUACUGGGACUACUACCAAAGAGAUCUGCCCAUACAGAGCGUCUACUUCUUUAAAGGAGAUAAAUACUACAGAGCGGACCUCCGGACUAAGAGAGUCGAUCCCGCCAUGCCUCCGUACCCCAGAUCCAUCGCCAAGUACUGGCUCGGCUGUUCAGACACCACUGGGGCCGAGAAGAAGUAGUUUUCAAUAUUCUGUGGUUUUUACUGUGCUGAAAUUGGCGUGUAGCAGGUGAAUUGUUUUCACUGACUGUGUUGAGGGUGGAAAGUGUGUCAAACAUGUUCAUACAGUAACUAGCGGCUAAUCAACUUCAGCAAAUAUUGGAGCUCAGUCAAAGUCCACAUAGUGUUCACGGUCAAAGUUCAGCGGGCUGAUUUUCUGAACUCCGUAGUUAUCUCAUCUGUUCUCAGCACAAGCUGACUUUAUGAAACCCAGCGAUAGUGAAAACUAGAGACUGCAAAUGUGUGAUCCCAGAACUUCACCAGCCUGAAAGCAACAGCUAAAUCUUAGACUACAUUCUGAUAAUAAAAAGAGAUGUUUUACUGCAACACUAUAAGGUUUUAAAACUGCAAAUACUGCUUCUCAUUGCUUAGCUGUCAGAGUCAUAAUCACUAAUGUUUUCCAAAUCCUGUAUCUACAAAAUGUAACAUGUUUAUUUUCUCAUUUUUCAUCAUAGACAUAUAUACAGUGAAUAACAAAAGAUAACACGGGUUUAUGGAGGUUUCUUCCAAAAAUGUGCUGCAAGGUCAAGAAUACUUACAAACGGUAGUAAUGUUUUUUUUUUACCCAACAUUAUGUUACUGUCACAUCAGAGGUCAGAGUGCUGUGACAGCAGCUUGCAUGCUCGAAGACACUUUGACAGAUGUGAAACCUUUUUUCCACCUUUUUUUUUUUUUUUACUUCUACUGACUAAUACAACAGAAUAAAUCAAUAAUACACAGAGACAGAACAACCCUGUUGAGUUCACAGUCUGUUACAGUUUGUUCUUGUGUUUCAUUCAUGACUAAUAAAAUAUCCAUCAGUACA